AUCUUGCGCGGUGCUGGCGUCGGGGCGUGUGCCUCUGCGGCCGCUUGGGGGCGCUCCUCCAGGCUCCAGGCUCUGCGGAGCUGUCGGUGCAGGGGGACAGCCAGAGGGUCGCUGGUCGCCGCACCAUGGUCCACCUUACAACCUUUCUCUGCAAAGCGUACCGUGGGGGCCACCUCACCAUCCGCCUUGCUUUGGGGGGCUGCACCAACCGGCCCUUUUACCGCAUUGUGGCGGCUCACAACAAGUGUCCCAGGGACGGCCGCUUCGUGGAGCAGCUGGGCUCCUACGAUCCACUGCCCAACAGUAACGGAGAAAAACUGGUUGCCCUCAACCUGGACCGGAUCCGGCAUUGGAUUGGCUGUGGGGCUCAGCUCUCUAAGCCUAUGGAGAAACUUCUGGGUCUUUCUGGCUUUUACCCCCUGCACCCGAUGAUGAUCACAAAUGCUGAGAGACUUCGGAGGAAGAGAGCUCGUGAAGUUCUCUUAGCGUCCCAGAACAAAGAAACCGAGCCUGGAGAGAGAGAAGCCAGCUGACAUCAGUGCACACAGUUGUGGCUGCAAGGCCAGGGGCCUUCACAACUCUUGCGUAGAGCUUUUUGUUGAGUUUAAGGAUCAAUAAAUGGAGUUUUCCAAG
Messenger RNA from Peromyscus maniculatus bairdii (prairie deer mouse), 633 nucleotides. It is a transcript of the gene Mrps16, whose product is annotated as mitochondrial ribosomal protein S16. The record is from RefSeq and is a predicted model, not a curated record. Gene Ontology annotation, molecular function: structural constituent of ribosome. Lineage: Eukaryota; Metazoa; Chordata; Mammalia; Rodentia; Cricetidae. Gene Ontology annotation, cellular component: mitochondrial small ribosomal subunit; ribosome. Gene Ontology annotation, biological process: mitochondrial translation.